AUAAAUUCCAAUAUGUCUCAUUCAAGGAUACAGUUGAUUGUUCAAGAUGAACAUGUCGUAAUGGACAAUGGCAUUCUCCAAGUCACAAUAUCAAAACCUGAUGGCAUCGUUACUGGAAUAUGUUAUAAUGGCAUUGACAAUCUUCUUGAAGUUCUCAAUGAAGAAGAAAAUAGAGGGUACUGGGACAUUGUAUGGAGCCCAGAAGGAAGCACAGGAACAACAGGAACUUUUGAAAGGAUCAAAGCCACAACUUUUAAGGUUAUUUUGGAGGCCGAAGAACAGGUAGAGCUUUCAUUUUCAAGAACGUGGGAUACAUCGUUAGAAGGCAAGCUAGCUCCUCUGAACAUAGACAAAAGGUUUGUAAUGCUGAGUGGUUCCUCUGGCUUUUACUCCUAUGCUGUCUAUGAACACUUGAAAGAGUGGCCUGGAUUCAACCUUGAUGAAACAAGGAUAGCUUUCAAGCUCAGAAAGGACAAGUUCCAUUACAUGGCUAUAGCUGACAACAGGCAAAGGUACAUGCCCUUGCCUGAUGACCGGUUACCAGAUAGAGGCCAAGAACUCGCAUAUCCUGAAGCAGUCCUACUUGUGAACCCUGUGGAGCCAGAGUUUAAAGGGGAGGUGGAUGACAAGUAUCUGUACUCGUGUGACAACAAGGAUCUCAAGGUCCACGGAUGGAUUUGUAUGGAUCCACUUGUGGGUUUCUGGCAGAUUACUCCAAGCAAUGAGUUCAGAUCCGGCGGACCCCUUAAACAAAAUCUGACUUCUCAUGUUGGUCCAACAAACUUAGCUGUGUUUCUCAGUGCUCACUAUGCGGGAGAGGAUUUAGUGCCCAAAUUUCAACGAGGUGAACCAUGGAAAAAGGUUUUUGGACCAGUUUUUUUGUAUCUCAAUAAUAUUUUGGAAGGAGAGGAUCCGUGUUUACUUUGGGAGGAUGCUAAGAAACAGAUGAUGAUCGAAGUGAAUUGCUGGCCGUAUAGUUUUCCAUCCUCGGAGGACUUCCAAAAAUCAACGCAGCGUGGUAAUGUUAGCGGAAGACUAUUAGUUCAAGACAGGUUCGUCAGUAAUGAUCCUUUACCAGCCAGUUGUGCUUAUGUGGGCUUGGCUCCACGAGGAGACGUGGGAUCCUGGCAAAGAGAAUGCAAGGACUACCAAUUUUGGACAAAAGCAGACACCAAUGGUAAUUUCUCCAUCACUAAUAUACGUACUGGAGACUAUAACCUCUAUGCAUGGGUGCCUGGUUUUAUUGGUGAUUAUAAGAGUGAUGUCCCUAUCACCAUAACUUCAGGGUGUAAAAUUGAAAUGGGUGAUCUUACUUAUCAGCCUCCCAGAGAUGGACCUACAAUAUGGGAAAUAGGCAUCCCUAAUCGUUCUGCGAGAGAGUUUUAUGUUCCUGAUCCUAACCCAAAUUACAUCAAUAAACUUUACACCAUUCACCUUGACAGGUUCAGGCAAUAUGGACUGUGGGAGAGGUAUACAGAGUUGUAUACUCAAAAUGACUUGGUGUAUACCAUUGGCCAGAGUGACUAUAGGAAAGACUGGUUCUUUGCUCAAUUCAACAGGAAAAAGGAUGACAAUACAUAUCAAGGAACCACUUGGCAGAUCAAGUUCGAACUUGACAGUAUCAGUACUGGUGGCAACUACAAAUUGAGAGUGGCACUUGCAUCUGCAGCACAAGCCAUUCUGCAGGUUCGCGUGAAUGAUCAAAAUACAGAAAAUUCUCCUCUAUUUUCAAGCGGGUUGAUAGGGAAAGAUAAUUCGAUUGCAAGACAUGGGAUUCACGGCCUCUAUUGGCUAUUCAAUCUCGACGUUCCCAGCACGUUGCUUGUUUCAGGGAGCAAUACAAUCAAUUUGACUCAGGCAAAUGGCACCAGCCCUUUGCAGGGACUCCUGUAUGAUUAUAUUCGCUUGGAAGGACCCUAA
Molecule: messenger RNA, 1920 nt
Organism: Coffea eugenioides
Lineage: Eukaryota; Viridiplantae; Streptophyta; Magnoliopsida; Gentianales; Rubiaceae
Product: probable rhamnogalacturonate lyase B
Exons: 15
Coding region: 13-1920 (635 amino acids)
Biological process (GO): carbohydrate metabolic process
Molecular function (GO): catalytic activity; carbohydrate binding
Source: RefSeq, a predicted model, not a curated record